Molecule: messenger RNA, 1389 nt
Organism: Cryptococcus wingfieldii CBS 7118
Lineage: Eukaryota; Fungi; Basidiomycota; Tremellomycetes; Tremellales; Cryptococcaceae
Product: metacaspase-1
Exons: 9
Coding region: 1-1389 (462 amino acids)
Biological process (GO): proteolysis
Molecular function (GO): cysteine-type endopeptidase activity
Source: RefSeq, a predicted model, not a curated record
AUGUCGUGGAACCAGUAUCCCGGUGGCGGGCACCAGCAGCAAGGCGGCUACGGCUACCAACCUCCCCAACAGCAGCAAUGGCAGAACAACCCUCCCCCUCCCAUGGGCGCUCAGGGCUACGGCCGACCCCCACCUCCUCCUAUGCAGAUGCAAGGCGGCUACCACAACAACCCACCUCCUCCCCAACAAUACUCGGCCCCUUCAGGCGGAUAUUCCAGCGGCGGAGGAUACCAGCAACAGCACUCGCAGCCACACCAGGGCAACUAUCGCCUGUCGGGCGGGUACGUGCCCCCGACAAACGCGCCGGUGGAGAGCAGCUAUCACCAGACGGGUGCGGGAUACAUGCCUCCGUCCCAGCCGCAGGGACAGUUUGCGCCGUAUGGUAAUCAGGGGAUGCCUGCCCGACCCCCGACGCAGAGUCAGCACUAUGGACCCCAGUUCCAGGGACAGGGCGGACAGCAGGCCCAGCCGUACUUCCAGUACUCUCAGUGUACUGGUAAGAAGAAGGCGCUCUGUAUUGGUAUCAACUAUAUCGGCACUUCCUCUGCCCUUGCGGGAUGCAUUAACGACGCGCACAAUGUGCAAAAGUUUUUGAUCCAACGAUACGGCUACAAAUCUGAAGACAUUGUCAUGCUCACUGACGACGCCCGCAACACCCGCCAGAUCCCUACCCGAGCGAAUAUGAUUGCUGCUAUGCGGUGGUUGGUCAGCGGGGCGUCGCCUAACGACUCUCUCUUCUUCCACUACUCUGGACAUGGUGGUCAGACGGAAGACUUGGAUGGAGAUGAAGAUGAUGGGCAUGACGAGACGAUUUAUCCUUUGGAUUUCAAGCAGUCUGGGCAUAUUGUCGACGAUGAGAUGCACGACAUCAUGGUGAAACCUCUUCCUGCUGGUUGUCGUCUGACUGCCAUCUUUGACUCCUGUCAUUCUGGUACAGCCCUCGAUCUCCCCUACGUCUACUCCACCGAAGGUGUCAUCAAGGAGCCCAACCUUCUCGCCGAAGCCGGCUCCGGCCUCCUCUCCGCCGGCAUGUCAUACCUCAGGGGCGACACUGGUGGCAUGCUCAGCGGCAUUAUGGGCAUUGGCAAAAAGGUGUACAACAACAACUCGGGCGCGGCGGAGAGGACCAAGCAGUCCAAGACUUCGCCGGCUGAUGUCGUCAUGUGGUCGGGAUGCAAGGAUUCGCAGACCAGUGCCGAUACGCAAGAGGCGGGCAGGGCUACGGGUGCCAUGUCGUAUGCCUUUAUUGCGGCUUUGACAAAGUAUCAGCAGCAGAGCUACGUGCAGCUCUUGAAUACUAUCCGAGAUGAGCUGAAGGGCAAGUAUGACCAGAAGCCUCAGCUUUCGGCGAGUCAUCCCAUGGAUACCAAUCUUUUGUUCAUCUGUUAG